ACCCCACAAUCUGAUUAACAAACUUGCCAAACAUAUAUAAAGCGAAAUACAUUUUUCCUAUAAUCGCGAAAACCAAGUUACAAUAUAAACUGCGGUUAAAUCCACAAGUGUCGUGUGAAAAAAUUUUUACGUUUUUUUUUUUCAAAAAUAAAAAAAAGGAUUUUAUAAAGUGGCAAAAAAAAAAUAUUAGGGGUUGAAAGAAACAAAACGGAUUUAUAUAAUAAUUUUUGAAAGCGCGCAAAGGUCAAAAGGAAAAUUUGUGCAAAACAAUAUUUGCCAAUAGGAGGCGCGCAUUUCUCCUAAUAUUAGGCAACGGCACUGCGUACACUUGCUGCUUUUUCCCCUCGACUGUCACAACAUAACCACGUGUGCCGGCAUUCGUACAAUUUUUUUAAAAACUAUAAAAACGUGUUUUAAAUUUUUCAUUGACAAGACGGCUUUUACAUUGAAUAGAGAAUUUUUGUUAAAUUGCAAAUUUAAAUUUAAAUUCAAAUAUAGUGAUAACGAAAGUCAAAAAAAAUAAUAGGUGACAAUGUCCUCAUCACAGAGAAGGCAAAUGAUGCAACCAUGGCCACUUUGUGUGAUGCCUUUUACAAAAUCGAAGGACCGAGCGAUCCUUCCAAAUUACAAAAGAGUGUAUACACUUGCACCACGUUCAAGCACAUCAAAUUCAAAUUUGGGCUUGGAUUGCGCUUCAAAUACAACCCUCCUGACAAGUGUCAGUUCAUUCAAUAGUCAGGAUUUAAUUGAGGAGAAGAAUAAUUUAUCCAAUAGCGAGUGUCAAAAAUCGAAAAAUUAUUAUGCUGAAAAUUUAAAGAUCAAUCAUCAAGAUCCAAUUACAAGAGCACAAAUUUAUGAUCCAUUGGGCAAGGGAUUGGACAAAAAUUAUAAACAAUUAGAUCCACUUUUAAAAGAUCCAGAAUCAUCAGUGACAAAAGAUAAAAUGGAAAUGGAAAAUACAAAAGACAAAGUAUCAUUUCAAUUUGGAAAGGGUUCAACGCAUAAAUUUAGCAUUUCCACAAAAUAUGCAACACAGGUAUUGGCAGCACUUUCAGUCUCUCUGGGAUCGAUGAUUAUUGGAUUUUCAAGUUCAUUUCCAUCAUUAGCCGUUGCUUCUAUGCAAGAUAAUUCCACAAAUACCCCUUUUGAAGUUACUGACGAAAUUGAAUCAUGGAUUGGUUCUAUUAUGCCACUAAGUGCACUAAUUGGAGGAAUUGCUGGAGGUCCUUGCAUUGAAUAUCUUGGAAGGAGGAAUACAAUUCUCAUGACUGCCUUCCCAUUCAUUGCAUCUGGACUAUUAAUUGGACUAUCGCAAAAUGUCCCACAAGUUCUGCUGGGCAGAGCCGUGUGUGGGUUUAGUGUUGGAAUUGCUUCUCUAUCAUUGCCUGUUUAUCUUGGAGAAACAAUUCAACCUGAAGUGCGAGGAACUCUUGGAAUAUUGCCAACAUCUUUGGGUAAUAUGGGAAUAUUACUUUGCUUUGUGGCUGGAGCUUACUUAAAUUGGCGUAAUCUUGCAUAUUUGGGAGGAAUAUUGUCGAUUCCAUUUUUACUUAUGACUUUAACAAUUCCUGAAACACCAAGAUGGUAUGUUUCCAAGGGAAAAACGAAGAAAGCACAAAAAGCAUUACAAUGGUUCCGUGGAAAAAAUACUGACAUUACUGAAGAAAUGACAGCUGUUGAAAAAGCACAUAUUGACAGUGAACAACAAGAUUCUGAAAGUUCAUUCACUGAACUUUUCCGCGGUACAAAUUUUAAACCUUUUCUCAUUUCAAUUGGCCUCAUGUUAUUUCAACAAUUAUCUGGAAUCAAUGCCGUCGUUUUUUAUGCCGUCAAGAUUUUUGAGGAUGCAGGCAGUACAGUUGACAAAAAUUUAUCAGCAAUAAUUUUGGGAAUAGUAAACUUUUUAGCAACAUUCAUUGCAACUGGUCUAAUUGAUCGGACAGGUCGUAAAAUUCUCCUCUACAUUAGCGCAAUUUUAAUGACAAUUACUCUAUUCGCCCUUGGCGCAUUCUUCUAUUUUAAAUUACGCAAUUAUGAAGUGACAGCAUACGGUUGGAUACCAUUGACAAGCAUGAUUAUUUAUAUGAUUGGAUUCUCCUUGGGUUUAGGACCAAUUCCAUGGUUAAUGAUGGGUGAAAUUUUACCAGCAAAAAUACGUGGCUCAGCGGCAAGUGUUGUCACAAGUUUCAAUUUUUUUUGUACAUUUGCCGUGACAAAAACAUUUACCGAUGUGACAAAUCUUUGCGGUGAAGAUGGAGCAUUUUGUAUAUUUGGAUUUAUUUGUAUAAUUUCAUUGAUAUUUGUAAAGACAUGCGUACCAGAAACACAAGGCAGGUCCUUGGAGGAAAUUGAAAAAGGUCUCACUGGAAGAUCAAGAAGAAUGAGCGCUGUCGCCAAUAUGAAACCAGCGCCAACAGCGUGCUAAGUAUAAAUUAGUCAUAAAAAUAAUAAUUUUUUUUUUUUUUUUUUUGUAAUAUAUAAAUAUAAGAAUUUUAAUUAUUAUUUUAUUUACAUCGGUGAAGUUUACAACGUUUAUCAUCAACGAUUGUAAAAAAGAAAAACAAUUUUCUAAAAAUAAAAACUAAUAAUUGUCUAAAAAUUUUUUUUGCAAAAAAAAAUUGUUGAUCAAAAAAUGUUGUAAAAAAUUUUUUAGACAAAAAAUAAUAAUAAUUUGAUUAGAAAAAUAGUUUAUUUUAUAAAUCGUUGUAAACUUCAUCGAUGUAUUUUAUAUAAACAAAAAAACAAAAAAGAAACGCGAUGCGUUUUAUCGAACCAAGAUUGCUGGACUCAGCUCGUUUAAGAGCUACGAUAGGAAGAAGAAUUAUCACUAUAAUUAUUUAUACCUGAUGUCAUAAAUCGAGCACCAGUUUUGCCUUUAUAUAGUGUAAAAAUAUUUUUUUUUACCCAAAAAAAAAAAAAAUUUCCGAAAUUACAAAAAUAACAGUGAUAAUGCUCUCUUUUCGCGCAAACUUUUCUCUUAUUGGGAAAAAAAAAAAUGAAAUAAUCAUAAAUUCUUGGCAAAAAUGAAAAUUCACAUUCUUCCACUUGUCCCUUGAGUUUCUCAAACAAAAAUUAGUCUUCCUCAAUUUAUUUUCUCUUUUUUUUUUAUUUAUCGUUUAAUUUUUUUUUUUACAAAAUCAAAUUUAACUUCUGUGGAAAAAAAAAUGUCGACCUAUUAAAACUGAAUUUUUUUUACGCCGAUGAAUCAACGAUUGAAAAAAUAAUUACAUUUUUUGCCUAGAAAUUAUUAUCGUUUAAAAAUUUUGUUGAUCUAAAAAAAAAGUUAAAAAAAAAUUAAAACUAAAAAUUCAUUUAUUAAUAUAAUUUAAUUAUUUUUAUUAUGUUAAAAAUUUGCAUUGAAACAAUAUUUUUUCUUCUAAAUUGUUAAUCAUAAACGUUGUCAAUUUUUUCUUCAAUUUAGAAGAAAAAAUAUUUUUCUAUACAAAUUAUUACAUUUUUUUUUUGUUUCUCGAUCGACUAAUUUUUAAAAGAAAAAUUUGUAAGCAAAAAAUUUUUUUAUUUUCCACUUGAAAAAUAUUUUUUAUUUUUUAGUCAUUUUAAAAUGUAAACUUCAACGUCGUAAUUAUUUUUACUUUUAAACUAAAAGAAAAUCAGUUUAAAAAUUAGUUUCAAACAUUUUUUUUUAUGAAAAAAUUAACGCAAAUGUGAAAUAUUGAAAAAAAUUCUUCUGCAUGAAUUAAUAAUAGUAAAAAAAUAAUUCUGGCACUAAUUUUUCGUUUAAGAAGAAAAAUUUCAAUUUCAAUUUAAUUAAAUAAUAACACAAAAGAAACUUAUAGGGGCAGGAAGAAUUUUCUCCUUAUGCAAAAAAUCGCAUCUAUUUUUUAUACAGAUUUUGAAGAGGAAAAAAAGAAAUAUAAACGAAUUUAGUAAUUUCCAUGAGAUUCCAAACAAGUGCCUAACCAAAUUGGUAUUUUUAAAUUAAAUAUUCAAUUUUAUUUUUCCAAUAUAAAUAACUUUCAUGAAGUUGGCUUCGACGUUCAGCGUUGAAAAUUGUUUUUCACGGGACCAAAAAUAUCAAAUAAUUUUUUUAAAAAAAAAGGUCUUGGAUCCACAUAAUACCUUGAAAAAUAUUUCUCUAGGCAUUCUUUGGACCGAAAAUCUUAAGAAAAAAUAAUUUCACAUUUUUGGUACUAUAAAAAAUAAUUUUCGGCGCUGAGAGUCGACGCCAACUUCAUGGGAGGUUAUAAAUAACCAAACUCAAGUAUACGAACAAUUAUCUAAUUUUUCGAAUAUUGUAUAUAAAUUUAGAGAUUUUAUCAAACUUAAAUUGUCAAAUAAUUUGCGCAAUAAGUCAUAAAUGACAAGUGCAUUAAAAUGACUUUUUUUUAUUAUUAUUAUUUUUUUUUUUUUUUUUUUUUAACAAGAAUAUUUGUGAUAAGCAAGUUUGUAGAAUUUUUCAAUAUUUCCGAUAAUUCACAACAUUGACAUGCAUGAUAAUUUUUUUUUUUUUUUAAAUAUAGAAAAAAAAUAAUAAAAAGAUGCGACAUUUAUCGGAAAUAUUAUAGAAGAAUUUUUGCAAUAUUUGUGAUAAAUGAAAUGGGAUAUGAAUAAUACUGGUGAAAAAAAAAAAAAAUUUUUUUUUGCCAGUUUGUGCUCAUUUUGCUCAUAUAUAAUUGUCUAUUUCUCAUUUAUACUUUUUAUGUAUUUAUAGAAGUUAAUAGGAAAAUAAUAAUUUAAAAAAAAAUGUAGUGGUUUAAAAAAAAAACUGUGAAAAGAGGAGAAUCUCUUGAAUUUGAAGGCAAAAGGGAAUUUUUUAGUAAUUGCUGUUGACUAGAUGUAUAACUUCUGUUAUUGUUUUAUUUUUAAUUUUUUUUGACAAUUCUACAGAGUCUACCUCAAGCCAAUGAGAAAAUAGAGAGAAAAAGAAAGAUUAUGAUAAAAAAAAAUCAUGUUUACGAAGACUUGGUGCUACGAAAUAUGUUUUAAUUAUUAUAUUGUAAAUAGACAGAGGCUUGUCUGUUUUUAAAUCAUAUAUUGAUCACAGAUACAUUGUAAAUAUUAAAUUAGUCAAGGUUUCAUAGAUUUUAAGAAAAAAAAAAAAAACAAAA
Molecule: messenger RNA, 5069 nt
Organism: Leptopilina boulardi
Lineage: Eukaryota; Metazoa; Arthropoda; Insecta; Hymenoptera; Figitidae
Gene: Tret1-1
Product: facilitated trehalose transporter Tret1
Exons: 7
Coding region: 533-2425 (630 amino acids)
Biological process (GO): transmembrane transport; carbohydrate transport
Cellular component (GO): membrane
Molecular function (GO): sugar transmembrane transporter activity
Source: RefSeq, a predicted model, not a curated record